UUCUCUUAUAUUAAAUAUUAAUAUUUACAUCUUUUAGCACCCCAAAUGCAGUACACAUUUCUGAAGUGUAGUACACGUACACAAAAACUUGUCAAAGUUCACAAGGACACAUAAAGUGUACUUUAAUGCCCGUAUACCCCGAUCCCAUUUGGGAGUUGAAAUGAAAUUAUAUGGACCCCUGCAAUUGUGCUGUAUUGUCUGAGCGGAUUAAAAAUGAGCGAGGAUAAAAGAUAUUUUGAGUCUGAUGAUCAUGUGAAAUUAUACAUCUCUGCUCGACCUACUCUACCCACUGCUGUUAUAACAACAGUCAAGAAGUACCUAAUGGAAAAAAGAUCUUGCCUCGGAGAUCCAACUUUUGUUGUUGACGUAGCUUGCGGGUCAGGACAGAGCAGUGUUCCACUGACUGCUGAGUUUGAUUCAGUUCUUGGGACGGAUAUAAGCCCUGGACAAAUCGAACAAGCAAAUCUUAGUUCACAUCCUUCAAACAUUAGGUUCCAGGUUGGAUCUGCUGAAAUUAUCCCUGUAGAGGAUGGAAGUGUAGAUGCUGUAUUCUGCUGCAUGGCUCUUCACUGGCUGAACCAUGAUAAAUUCUUCGCCGAGGUCCAGAGGGUUCUGAAGAAGAAUGGCGUUCUCGCUAUUGUAGGAUAUAAGGAUGCUGGAGCGGAAGCCCCUCUGGGUGUAUCCCAGGAAAUCAGAGACAAGUUCAUGGCGGCUCAGGAGCAGUUCCUCCAGGACAUAUAUCCGUUCUUUGAUCCUGCAGUGGAACUAUGCUUGAAAGAAUAUAAAGAUAUUCAUCCUCUUCCAGGAUUCGCGGAUACUGCUUAUAUCACAACAGGGUUGACUGGAGAGCGUAAAAUGCCAGCUCAGAUUCAGUUUGAGAAUAUGUUGACCACGUCCGCUUACCAGAUCUUCAAGAACAAGGACGAGGCUAAUGCGCUCAGAGUAUCAGAGGCUUUGAAGUCAAGAUUUCUGGAAUGUUUCCCUAGUCUGGAAACAGAAGCAGUUUUUCAACAUUCAACAGUCCUGGUCUUAGGACGGAAAUCAUAAUCAUGGUUUUAUUAUAUUCAACAGUCCUGGUCCUAGGACGGAAACCAUAAUCAUGGUUUUAUUAUAUUUAACAGUCCUGAUCUUAGGACGGAAACCAUAAUCAUGGUUUUAUUAUUAUAUUCAACAGUCCUGCUCCUAGGACGGAAACCAUAAUCAUGGUUUUAUCAUAUUUAACAGUCCUGGUCCUAGGACGGAAACCAUAAUCAUGGUUUUAUUAUAUUAACAGUCCUGGUCCUAGGACGGAAACCAUAAUCAUGGUUUUAUUAUAUUCAACAGUCCUGGUCCUAGGACGGAAACCAUAAUCAUGGUUUUAUUAUAUUCAACAGUUCUGCUCCUACGACACAGACCAUAUUUUAUCAUUUUUUUUUUGCUUCUAAAAUGUUUGCUUUUUGUGUUAGUUUUGCUUUUAUUUGUAAUUUGUUAAAAUUAAAUAAAUAACAACUUUUAAGUUUGUUCUCACUCUCCUUUGUGCAGUUUUCUUUAU
This is a messenger RNA of Eurytemora carolleeae, 1531 nucleotides long. RefSeq names its product putative methyltransferase DDB_G0268948. The record is from RefSeq and is a predicted model, not a curated record. The transcript has 11 exons. NCBI's taxonomy places the organism in Eukaryota, Metazoa, Arthropoda, Copepoda, Calanoida, Temoridae. The coding region runs from base 214 to 1047 and encodes 277 amino acids. Gene Ontology annotation, molecular function: S-adenosylmethionine-dependent methyltransferase activity.